AUGAACACUCCCCGCUGGGGCAAAGUGAAGGUCUCUACCAUCGAAGCUUUUGAUGGAACUACUGACCCAGAAGAGCACAUGGCUGCCUAUGCGGCCCAAAUGAACGUCCAGACCGGGUGUGGGGCUACUUGGUGCAGAUACUUCCCUACCACUUUGAAGGGUCUGGCCCUUAUCUGGUUCAACAAGCACGUGCCAAAGGGAAGUAUCAAGAGCUAUAGUGAGCUUGAAAAAGUUUUCAUCAGCAAAUUCGCGGUUGGUUGGAGGCACCAAAAGACAAGUGUCAACUUAAUGGCGGUCAGACAUGGAGAAACGGAGACCCUUCGCAAUUAUAUUAAGAGAUUCAAUGAAAAAUUCCUAAAGAUACACAAUCUCAUGGACGAAACCAAGUUCGCAGCCCUCUUGGCAGGUCUUCAGCCAGAUGACUUCAAGUUUGAGUUGAUCAAGUCCGGGGUGUCCAACUUUGAAGAAGCCAUGGAAAAAGCCCAAAAGUAA
This is a messenger RNA of Spinacia oleracea (spinach), 492 nucleotides long. RefSeq lists its product as uncharacterized. Bases 1 to 492 code for a protein of 163 amino acids. NCBI's taxonomy places the organism in Eukaryota, Viridiplantae, Streptophyta, Magnoliopsida, Caryophyllales, Amaranthaceae. The transcript has a single exon. The record is from RefSeq and is a predicted model, not a curated record.